AAUCAAUCCGAGGUCCAAACGUAAAAUCUCAGUUCUUCUUCUUCCUCGGACUUUUCGUUGCUCUCCUAAACGAUUUUCUGAUCCGAGCAAUCUCAGUCCAGAAUCUAGAUUUCUCUGAAUCUAAUCCCUGAUGGAUAGUGGAACGCUCAGCAUCAAGAAAUGGGUAGUGGUGUAUCCAGUCUAUAUUAAUUCAAAGAAAACUGUAGCUGAGGGAAGGAGAAUCGGUGUGAGUAAAGCAUGUGAGAACCCUAAUUGCAUUGAGAUCAGUGACUGUUGCAAGCAUUUGAAACUCCCUAGUGCCGUCGAGAUCGACAAAGCGUACCCGCGUGAUUUCAUGCAAGUAGGGAGAGUGAGAGUGCAGUUGAAAAGAGAGGAUGGGACUUUACUCAAUCCAGCUAUUACUUCAAGGAAGCAACUGAUGCAGAAAAUUGCAGAGUUGGUACCGAGACAUCCAGAGAGAGUGAAGAAGCUGGAAUCUCAGAAAGCGAAGAAACAGGAACCUCAGGCUACAACUUCGACCUCUGGAACUUCUUCAAAGUCAGGCAAAGGUGGCAAGAAGAAGAGAUAAACAAGCCCUCUCUGUUAUUUAUAUGUUCCCCUCACAUCAGAUUCUAUCGCUUUUAGAUUUAUAAAGCUUACUGAGAAGAUCAAAAAGGUGUUUGCUCUGAUUUAACUAUGUUUCAAAGACCCUCAAGCUAUUGUUGGUUUCAUUACUUUGCUUGCUAUUUUGGAACCAUAUCCAUAGACAUUAGAUUAGACAAGGAAGAAUGAUAAGGAAAACAAAAAAAACAGAGACAUUACUUGUUGCUUGCCGUUGUGUUUGGAUGGACAAGCUUUUGCGUUAUGACCGUUUUCCUUAGAAUCACUGUUUCAUUUAAAAUUUCUGAACACAGCACAGUUAAGGUUUCUGUCAAUGUCA
Thlaspi arvense is the source of this 919-nucleotide messenger RNA. Lineage: Eukaryota; Viridiplantae; Streptophyta; Magnoliopsida; Brassicales; Brassicaceae. The record is from the annotation of a GenBank genome assembly.